CUUCCGCUGUAUCAUAGCAACGCUAUUGUAAACAAUACUGGCGCAUUCAUCGCAGUCUUCUCUCUUUCGCCCUCUCUUCAUGUUUUAAUUUCCUUACUAGUGGUUAUUAAAGCAGCGGAACAUGAGCCAACCCGAACUUUAUGCAGGGGAUGAGGCAGACGAACCUGGGCCAUCUGUUGAGUCUACAAACCAAGAGGAGAGAAUAACUGCCCGUCGCAUCCGCAUAGCCGCACGAAAUGAGGCCAAAACACGCCAACAGCUUGGUGAAGAUUCCCAGGGAAAUGGGGAUAUUAAAGAAGAAACACGGAAAAGUCAGAAGGAAGUGGAGCAAAGGGAAAGGCACAUGGCAAAAUUAAAAAGUGAUGGUCUAGAGAUGGUGACCAAUAUUCAGGUUGCUGCAGACGCCAGAGAGUCUGACAGGAGAAAAGAACAAGAGGAGGCAUGUCGACUGAGGAGAGAAAAUGUAGAAAACGAGGCCAAAUCCAGUCAGGAAAAGUUUGAGGAGAUCACUCGCAAAUGGACAGAUGCUAAAAUGAAACAGACCCCGCUAGAUCUAAGAGAUGCUAUGAACAACCAGCAACAACUCUGUGAGCAGAUUAUAGCGGACAAGAACAAACUGAUCAGUGAGCAACAGCAGGAGCUGAAGGCAAGUGAUGAUCGCUAUGUGAAGGACCUGAAAAGACAGGCUAAUGACAUAGACCUGCUGACUGAGAGGAUGGAAGAACAGGUCUCAAGUCUAAAAAAGUCAUACCAGGAGGACCUGCAGCUGAUUGAGAACUCGUUUGAUGAGGAGAGGAGAACGUUGCUAACCAAACACAGGAAGAAAUGGGAGCAUCAGAUGAAGGAACGUAGUGAGAAAGAGCUGAGGAACAAGAUGAAAGGUUUAAAUCUCCGUGAGGAGUAUGAGGACUUGCUGCAGAAACUAAGGGUUAAGACAGCUGAAGAAUACAACAUAGACGAAAUCAGAUUGGAUAUAGAAGUACAGAAUUUAAGGACGAAGGUACAAGAGAUAAAGGCCAAAUACCAUCGGAAAGAAGAAUCACUUCAUUACAAAUUUGAGCGGCUAGAGAAAAGAGAGGAAGAGAACACCAUUUUAAAAUCCCAAUUGAAGAGGAAAAUCAUUAGAAUGCAGGAUGUUGUUAACAACCUAAAGUCUAAAUGCGGCAUUCAGGGGAAGCAGUCAAAAGCAGAAAACCAAUCAGUGAGCAAUGACUAUGCCCGCAUCAAACAGCAGAACAAAGACAUGCAGGAGAAAGCAAGGCACUUUGCAGCGCUCGAUGCCGAGCAUUUUGAGAAGUUAUGGUUGAUAUGUGAAGAUGAGGUUAAGGCCCUGGCACACAGGGCACUGGAGACUGACCGAAUUAUUCACGAGCAGCAGUUGGGUCUGGCUUGGGUGUCUCCUCUGGUCCCCUUCAUGGAGCGCUCCGGCCCGAUCAAACAGCAGACCAGAAGGACGGCCACACAGACUGCUGCAGAUAUCCUGCAAGACGAAACAAGAGGACAUUUAGUGGAGGAAUCUGAGGGCCUGGAGAACACUGGAGGUGGAGUUAACAGGAGAACAGUGAAGAGAAUUCUGGAGCUGCUAUGUGAUGAAAUGGGGUUUCUCGUAGAGAGUAAACUUCUAAAGCUGUUGUCUCAUCUGGAGAAGAAUGAACAGUCCCUUAUAAAGCUAGAUGCCAUUUUCUCGGCAAUAGGGAUUGAGAGUGAGGUGGAUGCGUAUAAAAUGGCUGAGUUCUUUAUGGAUUACAAACAACAUGGCGGUGAGCAGAGGGAACAGAUGGAGGAAGAGGAGACAACCAGUGAGCAGGGAGAAUCAGUUGAAGAACCCUCUGACCUCAUCCAUCCUAAUGACCUACUAGUGGCUCUGAAAGACUUUACAGCCCAAUACUGCAGACCAUAUGAUGGCCAGGCCUCGCAGAAGAGCAGUGUUUUGGGUUUGGAAAUGAGAGAUGACUCAGAGGAUGAAUCAUACUGGGAAAGCAUAGCUAAUGUCAUGCCAGAGUCCAAACUCAAGCUCUGGAGUGCUCUAGAAACAGGUCUCGACAAGUACCAUACUGCACUGACUGAAAGGGCUGAGCUUCUGGUGGAAACACAGGAUGUACAACAACAGAAUACUGAGCUCAGACAGCUACUGCAUCUUUAUACAUCCUCCAAGGCUAGUGCUGAGACAGAGACCCAGACCGCCAGAAUGAGGCAGUUCCCCACGUGAUAUAACUUGAGCUUGAACAUUUACAUUGUAGU
Rhinichthys klamathensis goyatoka is the source of this 2241-nucleotide messenger RNA. It is a transcript of the gene drc1, whose product is annotated as dynein regulatory complex subunit 1 homolog (Chlamydomonas). The transcript has 16 exons. Bases 122 to 2209 code for a protein of 695 amino acids. The record is from RefSeq and is a predicted model, not a curated record. Gene Ontology annotation, cellular component: axonemal dynein complex; axoneme. Gene Ontology annotation, biological process: axonemal dynein complex assembly; regulation of cilium movement; cilium-dependent cell motility. Lineage: Eukaryota; Metazoa; Chordata; Actinopteri; Cypriniformes; Leuciscidae.